This is a messenger RNA of Baudoinia panamericana UAMH 10762, 826 nucleotides long. RefSeq lists its product as uncharacterized. The coding region runs from base 283 to 819 and encodes 178 amino acids. NCBI's taxonomy places the organism in Eukaryota, Fungi, Ascomycota, Dothideomycetes, Mycosphaerellales, Teratosphaeriaceae. The transcript is spliced from 2 exons. The record is from RefSeq and is a predicted model, not a curated record.
GACGUCAAGUGGUUGUGAGUUUCUAUUCUGGGCGCAACUGGGUUGACUUGUGACCUUACGCCCCACACACUGGGGCGAUUAUAUCGUAGGAUAUUGUUCUUGUUACCUUCUUUCACUCAUCUCUAUACUUCUCACACAACCCACGCUUACCUUCGGCCCUCGUCCAAUCUUUCACACGCCUGCCAAGCUCAAGCGCACCGCCCGCAGACGCAACAAUUAAUUCCGCAAAUCUCUCGCUCGCUAUCGCAGAAGCACCGCAGUAAAACAGCGCCGGCGUUUGCGAUGGAUAUCGCCACGAUCAAAGACUUCGUCUCGGACAUGGUCAAGUGCAGCGUCAGCAACAUUCGCGCUGAAAUCAAGUCGGUAGUCGACGCCUUCAUCAAUGCCAUCAACAAGCGUGACGACAUCGCUGGCAUGAAGGAGCUCAUUCUUGCCAACGCCAGUGUCGUUAUGCCUAUCAUACGCCCCGAAGAAGUCUUCCACGUUAUCUCCCCGUCCACUGGACGUCGAGUCACCAGCCUGCCCGAGCUGUUCAUCAUCAUACGCGGUACAUCGCCGAACCUCAAAUGCCACGUCGUCUUCGCCGACGUUAAUGGCGCGACGCAGAAGAAGGCGGGCCUUCUGAGUGGAAACGUGGGCGCGACUGUUCACGAGGCCAUGGCUAAUCUCCUCAAAGCAAGCUCUCAGUUGGUCGAGGAGAAGCUUUACGGAGAAGGCAACAUCAUCGGUCAGAAUAUCCGUCAGCUUGACCACGGGUCCUACAACUCGGAUGGGUUGGAAGACAGUCCGGUAAGAGCAGACCGAUCAGUGUCUUUAUGAUAUUCGC